Messenger RNA from Diachasma alloeum, 264 nucleotides. RefSeq names its product eclosion hormone (gene Eh). Lineage: Eukaryota; Metazoa; Arthropoda; Insecta; Hymenoptera; Braconidae. The record is from RefSeq and is a predicted model, not a curated record. The transcript has 2 exons. Gene Ontology annotation, molecular function: ecdysis-triggering hormone activity. Gene Ontology annotation, biological process: ecdysis, chitin-based cuticle; neuropeptide signaling pathway. The coding region runs from base 1 to 264 and encodes 87 amino acids.
AUGGCACGCUUCAACCGUCUUGCCCUGAUGGUGAUCGCGGUCCUCGUGAUCGUCUACUUGACGACAUCGGCAGGCGCCACGAAAGACCGCGUCGGUACAUGCAUACGGAACUGCGCACAAUGCAAGAGAAUGUUCGGCGAGUACUUCGAGGGUCAGCGCUGCGCUGAAUCCUGCCUCAAGUUCAAGGGGAAAUCUAUUCCGGAUUGCGAGGACAUCAACACUAUCGAGCAAUUUAUUCAUCGGGUCGAUGAGGACGAGGACUAG